Molecule: messenger RNA, 1688 nt
Organism: Phyllotreta striolata
Lineage: Eukaryota; Metazoa; Arthropoda; Insecta; Coleoptera; Chrysomelidae
Source: the annotation of a GenBank genome assembly
AGUUGUCAAUUUUACGGAUUAGUACUAUUUGCAGGUGCAAAUUUAAAUAAAAAAUUUAUUAAAUAUAUAUAAUUUAUUAAGUAGAUUUAGUUCAAAUUAGGAUAAUCGCUUUAAUUACUAGACGUACCCUUAAAGAGGUUUCCUAAUAUGGCACAUUUUAUUUCUCAACAAACUUUCGAUGACGCUGUUCGGGAAAAUAUCGAAGAGUUCGGAUUAGAGCCACAAGAUGCUCUGAAAGAAACUAUAAAUCAGUUCGAGGCGCAAGGCGUCGACUUAAGUUCUAUUGUUAAAGAAUUAUCCCUGGGACCCUCUAAGGCAGACGAAAUAAAAGCCGCUAUAGAAAAAUUGAAGGAACUGAAUAAAAUUGAUACUCCCGAUAAAGUGCUUAUGGAUCAAAUGGAUGUAAUUAGGAUCGAAUGUGACAAGGGUUUAACGAACAAAGUUGCAGUCGCAAAAGCGGGCGCAUACGACGUAUUGUUAGACGUGCUGGAUACGAAAAGAUCUUACAUUGUAGUCGAGCGGAUUUGUUUGAAAACAUUGACUUCUCUCAUGACCAAACAACCGGAUUUGCUCGACAGCAGAGGAAUACAAUCGAUGUUUCGGUUUUUGAAUCCUAAAGUAGAUUUCGAUUUGAAGAAACUGACUCUACGAUGGAUUAAAGAAUGUUGCGUCAUGCACGAAAUGAAUAGACAGAACAUCUUCAAUGCGCGUGUCUUGGAUAAUUUGAAAGAUCUACUGAAGGAUUCCAAUCCUGAAAUCAUCAGAGAAGUCAUGUCAGUAUUCAGAGCUCUGAUUCUGGAUGAUGAUGUUCGCGUUGAGUUCGGAAACGCUCACGAACACGCCAGAAUAAUCGCAAGUGAAUUUUUAUGUUAUCUAACACUUUUGAUGAAAAAAUACCAGACUGACGAAUCCUUUAUUCACGACUUAAUAUUGACUGUAACAGCCCUAAUGGUUCGCAAUGAGUUUUGCAAGAAGGUGAAAGAUGCCGGUGGUAUACAAAUGCUUCUAAGCAUUAUGGAGAAUUUUAAGAAUAAUGAGAGAGUAAACAGACAGUGUUUCAAGUUGAUCAAAUCUCUAGCUGGCAAUGAUGACUGCAAAGUGUAUUUAAUCCAAGUUGGAUUAGCUCCUGUAUACACCACAGCACUUGAACAAAAUAAGAAUAACGUAAAUACAGCCAUAGCUGGUCUAAAUGCUAUUGCAGCUCUCGCGUUGCGAUCUCCUGAAAAUAGUAAAGCUUUAUUCGAAGCAAAUAUGCACACUGUAAUGGUAGAAAUAAUGAAGUUGUAUCCCGAUGAAAAACAAGUUCAAAAAUCCGCUAGUCGAGCCAUCAGGAACAUGGUAUCCCGGAGCAGAUAUCAAAACGAUAGCUUUGUAGAACUGGGAGUGGAGGAAUUGCUACAGAAGAAUUUGAAGAAAUUCCCGGAUAUCGAGUACGAUACUAAAGCAGCUUUGCGCGAUUUGGGUUGCAAUGUUCACCUGAAAGAGGAAUGGACCGGCAAAGGAGGAGCCCUUACUACCGGCGCUGUAAUGUCGUAAGCAGAGAGAGACUUUAAAAGUAUGUACGUUUUUUAUGUUAUUUUAUUUACUCAAUUUUUAUAGCACUUUUUUAAUGAACGCUUUUUUUCUAAUAAAGUAUUGUUACAAGUUACAAUAAUGAAUUAUGAAGAGAUUAAAAUAUUAAAUAUAUU